GUGCACCGAGCUUUUUCACGAGUCGCUGCUUCGCAUCGACUAAGCUUGCAUCGACCAUGUUCGCACCAACCCGGUCUGCGACCGUGCCCCUCGGUCGACGCUACUUAAAUCGCCUGUACCCCAAAGACCGAAUCCCAAAAAUACCGCCCGUUCCCCAAGGCACCGUCGUCGCCGACGUGCCUCGUCUGGGCACCCUUCUUCAUAACCCUCCUGCUGCUGUCCCAGACGUUCGCAUAACCCCCGCUCUGUUCCGUGUGGGGCACCACAAACGACCCACAAACCCCCAUCACGUCGCUCGUAUGCCCCCACCAAUGCAGGCAGAGCGUGCUCUGCCUGCAGGGACGCGUGUGUCGCUCAAGCAGCUGUCGAAAGAAGAAAUCGAGGAAUUGCGGCGGCUGCGGAGGGAGGACCCAGCGAGGUGGACCACCGGCGUUUUGGCUGCUCGGUUUCGGGUGACGCGUCUGCUGGUUUCUCGAGCAGCUUCGACAAAGCGGAGCUGACCAAGCUGCGUCUGCAGCAGCCGACGCAGCUAGAGAAUAUUCCCUGCGAAUUUGCUCCCUGAUGCGCUAAAUCGCGUUGUGUUGCG
This is a messenger RNA of Schizosaccharomyces japonicus yFS275, 586 nucleotides long. Its product is annotated as ribosomal protein subunit L20. The coding region runs from base 57 to 500 and encodes 147 amino acids. The record is from RefSeq and is a predicted model, not a curated record. The transcript has a single exon. Lineage: Eukaryota; Fungi; Ascomycota; Schizosaccharomycetes; Schizosaccharomycetales; Schizosaccharomycetaceae.